Messenger RNA from Trichechus manatus latirostris (Florida manatee), 3415 nucleotides. RefSeq names its product post-GPI attachment to proteins 6 (gene PGAP6). Bases 605 to 2509 code for a protein of 634 amino acids. The transcript is spliced from 12 exons. Gene Ontology annotation, cellular component: membrane. The record is from RefSeq and is a predicted model, not a curated record. NCBI's taxonomy places the organism in Eukaryota, Metazoa, Chordata, Mammalia, Sirenia, Trichechidae.
GGGUGGGUGCUGGGGGGCUGCGGGUGGUUGUUCUGGAAGCUGUGACACAGGUGUGAGGUGAGGAGAGAGGGAGAUGAGAGUCUGGAGCAGGGAGAGCUGAGGUUCUGAGUCUGAGACCGUUAAGGUGGCCGUGUGGGCCAACAAGGUACCCCACUCCCCAGGUGGCGCGUUGGUUUUGGACAUGCAGACUUUGAGCAGGAAUGGGAGCCUUGAGGGGAUACUCACCGUCCUGGGCUCCUGCCAGCCAGAGACAGCACCAGGAGCCAGAGGGCGGCAGUGACCUUCCCAAGGUCACCUUUGUGCCUGGGGGGCUGACGCAGCACGUGUCCCCACAGAUGCGUGGCUCGUGUCUGAGCUCUUCUCACAGACCCCGCAGCAGCUCUCCUCCUACAGCUGGUAUGGCAGCGCCAAGCUCUUCCGCUUCCGCGUGCCCCCGGACACCAUCCUGCUGCGCUGGCUGCUACAGGUGUCCCGGCGCGGCGGCCCCGUGUGCGCAGACGUGGAAAUCACCGUGCACUUCCGAUACGGCGCCCCCCCGGUCGUCAACCCCCUGAACACCAGCUUCCCUGAGAAUACUUCCGUGCCGUUCUCCUUCCACACGGAGAUGCUGCUGAGCACAAUGCUGCAGAGUAACGCCUCCGUCAACGUCUCCCACCCGGCACCUGGGGACUGGUUUGUGGCUGCCCACCUGCCCCCUUCGUCCCAGAAGAUCCAGGUUAAGGGCUUCAUCCCGUCCUGUGCCUACAUCUUCCAGCCGGACAUGCUGGUCCUGCGGGUGGCUGAGGUCUCUGUGCUGGAGCCUGACAUGCCUCUCCCGCAGACCCUCUCUCUCUCACGCCCCAGCUACCUCAAGGUCUUCGUCCCUGAGUUCACACGGGAGCUGCUGCUUGAGCUGCAAGACUGUGCUUCCAACGGGAGCCAGGCCUGCCUUGUGCGCCUGGCCGUGGGCUCGGUCACCCUGCCUUACGACUUCCGGAGGGUGCUCAGCUGCGCUGGCCGCCCUUUGCCCUGCCGUCUGCUGCUACACUCCCCACCCUGGGACCAGUGGCUGCAGGUGACAGCGGAGAGCCUGGCAGGGCCCCACAUCACGGUGACCUUGAAUGCUGUGGCCACCCUCACAGCCUGCAGGCCGUGGACUGUGAGCACCCAGCACCUCCUGCAGGGCAGCCCCAACCAGAGCCGUAACGCCUCCGAUGGCCCCCAGGACCCUGUCUGCAGCAGUGGGGCAGGCAGCCCCUCCUGCCUCGUGAGCUACCCUGUGCUGCGGGAGGACAUGGACGUGGUAUCCGUGCGCUUCCGGCCUCUGGACAGGGUCUCAGUGCUCGUGCAGCCCCACAUGCCCUCUGUGCUGCGGCUGUACCUCAACACGGGCAUGGACAGUGGGGGCUCCCUCACGGUCUCUCUGAGGGCCAACAAGACCACGGUGAAGAACAGCACCCUGGUGGUGGCCUGCGUGAAUGCGGCCUCCGCCUUCCUUGGCUUUAACGCUUCACACAACUGCACCACAGCCUUCUUCCAGGGCCACUUGCUGACCCUGAGCACCACAUCCUGGCAGGCCAACCUCAUAGUGCCCUUCCCGGAGACAGAAAAUUGGUACCUCUCCCUGCAGCUCGUGUGCCCUGAGAACCCCGAGGAGUGUGAGCAGACCGUGGUGCAUGUGGAGACCACCCUGUACCUGGUUCCCUGCGUGAACGACUGUGGACCCUAUGGCCAGUGCCUUGUGCUCCGCAGACACGGCUACCUAUAUGCAGGCUGCAGCUGCAAAGCCGGCUGGCGUGGCUGGAGCUGCACAGACAAUAGCACAGCCCAGACAGUGGCCCAGCAGACGGUGGCCGCACUGCUGCUCACCCUCAGCAACCUGGUGUUCCUGGCCCCCAUCGCUGUCUCUGUCCAGCGCGCCUUCCUGGUGGAGGCCUUUGUCUAUGCCUACACCAUGUUCUUCUCCACGUUCUACCAUGCCUGUGACCAGCCGGGGGAAGCUGUGCUGUGCAUCCUCAACUAUGACACGCUGCAGUACUGUGACUUCCUGGGCUCUGAGGUGUCCAUCUGGGUCACCAUCCUGUGCAUGGCGCGACUGAAGGCUGUCCUGAAAUAUGUCCUGUUUAUCCUGGGCACGCUGCUCAUUGCCAUGUCCCUGCAGCUGGACCGUAGGGGUGCCUGGAACAUGAUGGGGCCCUGCCUCUUUGCCCUCGUGAUCAUGGUCUCCAUGUGGGUGUACCGCUGUGGGCGCCGGCGCCACUGCUACCCCACCUCAUGGCGGCGCUGGGCCUUCUACCUGCUGCCUGGCAUCUCCAUGGCCACCGUGGCUAUGGCCAUCUAUGCCUUCAUGAUGACCAGUGACAACUACUACUACACCCACAGCCUCUGGCACAUGCUGGUGGCCGGGAGCGCAGCCUUCCUGCUGCCGCCCUGUGAGGGACACACAGAGCCCUGGGCCUGUGUGCAGAGGCUGCCCUGCCAUUACCAGAUCUGCAGGAAUGACCGCGAGGAGCUGUACGCCGUGACGUGACGGCAGGCGGGUGGGUGGGCAGGACAGGGAGAGGGACCCUGUCCAGAUUGAUUUCCAAACUAAUAAAAGUGCCCUGAGCACCCGGAGUAGGGACCACCACCCUCCCAGUGCGGUGAGGCUCCCUGGGUGCUGCCAGCUCAGGCCCUCUGCCAUCUGACAGGUCAGUGGUAGCCCUGGCUGCAGCUGGCAGGGACCAAGUAUAGGCUGCCGGGGCCUGGUGGGAGGGUAGCUUGAUUGGAGACAUGGAGAAAGUCUUCCCAUUGCCCUGUCCCUGUAAGGGUGUGCUCUGAUCCUGGGGCAGGGGGGCCGGAGCCCACCUCCCGUGGGUGGAGUGGGCCACCCCUGAGUGCCAGCAGCCCUGGCAGGGGCUCCCCUCUCUGCCACCAUCACUGUGGAGAGAGGUGCCGUGGUCACCGAAGCUGAUGGGUGCUGGGGACACAGGGCCAGUCCGCCAUGGGGUGACUCUACCAUGUGGGCCCAGAGGGGAGCCCCCAAAGAGUGAGGUGUGCUGCCCUGGGGAUCCUUCUCUAGGUUGUAGGGCUUGGGAGCCCAGGCUGUGGCUGUCCCCUGCACUGGGUCAUGCUUGGAGAGGGGACUCCCCGGACCCCAGCCCGCCUUUGCUGCUCUGCGCUGGGAAGCAGGGGGAAGGGAGCUGAUGGCUAGUGACUGCCCGGCCCUUCCUCAUGGCGGCCAGAGUGUAGGGGACAGCCCUUGGUGGGCUGUGUCAGGUGGGGGACAUGGCCUGCCCCUGGGGGGGCUCCCUUGGCCACCGAAGCAUCCUCCAGGCUUCUAAAGGGGAACGGUGUAUAUUGGGGAUAUAAUUUUUUCUGAAUUAAGACAUUUUUAUGUAGUUUUUAUUUUGCUAUGAUUGGUGAAUUUAAUAUAUUCUACAAUGAUUUUUCAAGU